Gallus gallus (chicken) is the source of this 633-nucleotide messenger RNA. Its product is annotated as FERM and PDZ domain-containing protein 2-like. The transcript is spliced from 3 exons. Lineage: Eukaryota; Metazoa; Chordata; Aves; Galliformes; Phasianidae. The record is from RefSeq and is a predicted model, not a curated record. The coding region runs from base 3 to 440 and encodes 145 amino acids.
GCAUGAGCAGCUCCUGUGCAACACUGGCCGAGGUCCUGUGGGCCAAGGGAAGCCCUUUGGAGGAAGAAGAUAUAUGGGCACUCUUGUACCUGUCCACACUGCAGCUUCUGGAAGACCUUCACAAAGACUCUGCCGUCUGUGUGAUUUGUCCAUGGUCAAUACUACUGUCUGCUGAAGGAAAUUUGUCCUUCCAAAACAAUGCAUCUCAGACAGAAGCUAUCCCUUUCAGUGCACCAGAAUUACUCCACAGACAGAAUAAAAACCAGCGCAUUGGACUAAUGAAGAUGUUGGUGUAUUCCUUAGGAAUGACGCUCUAUUGGUCAGCAGACUAUCAGGUUCCUCCAAACCAGGCCAGUAAUAUAAACAUUUUUGUUUUCUUUUAUUCUAUCUCACUCUUGGUGUGCUCAAAGACUGAGAAGUGUACCAUGAAGUUUCAGUAAAAGUGGCUAAUAGUUUUGUACCACUAAAAAAAAUAUGACUAAUUGGAAUGCUUGUAUAAAGGCACAGACAUUAUAAAAAAUACCAAUUCAUGCAGAUAAGGAAUUUAGUUAGGUCUCUCAGCUUUCCUUUCUUUUUCUUGAUUUUAUUUUUCCUUUUUGAAAAGCAGAAUUGUUUCUAUUAAGAUUAAUUUUA